AUGAGAAGGGGACUCCAGCCGUCGGCCCCGGCAGCGCCGCCGCCCGCACCGUCCACGGACUCCAGAGCAGCCCCCGCCGGCUUUCCGGCCCGUUUUGCCGCCGGCACCUUCAUCCAGAUCCGCAGCACCGGCGCGGCGGCGGGGGCGCCCUGUGUUGUCUCCUCCUCCGCCGCCGUCGCCGCUUCCCAGGCUCCCGGUGCCUUUGCCCCGGCGGCGGAUGGGGGCCAGCCCGCUGGCAGUUCGCUAUACUGCACCCCUCACGGACCCGCCGGCAGGACGGCGCUGCUGCAGCCCGCUCUCGGCGGAGGCGGAGGCCGCCCCCCGGCAAAACGGAGGCUGGAGCUAGGAGAAAGUGGCCACCAAUAUCUUGCUGAAGGACUAAAGACUCCAAAGGGGAAAGGAAGAGCUGCAACAAGAAGUCCAGAUAGUCCAAAAACUCCAAAAUCUCCUUCAGAAAAGACUCGGUAUGAUACGUCACUUGGCCUUCUUACGAAGAAGUUCAUUCAGCUACUGAGCCAGUCUCCUGAUGGGGUUUUAGAUUUGAACAGAGCAGCAGAGGUCCUCAAGGUGCAAAAAAGGAGGAUUUAUGAUAUCACCAAUGUACUGGAAGGCAUCCAUCUCAUUAAGAAAAAAUCCAAAAACAACAUUCAGUGGAUGGGCUGCAGUCUGUCAGAGGAUGGUGGCAUGCUGGCACAGCGUCAAGGCCUCACAAAGGAGGUGACCGAACUGAUUCAGGAAGAGAAGAAACUGGAUGAGCUAAUCCAAAGCUGCACCCUGGACCUCAAGCUGCUAACAGAAGACUCAGAGAAUCAAAGAUUAGCUUAUGUGACGUACCAAGAUAUUCGAAAAAUUAGUGGCCUUAAAGACCAAACUGUUAUAGUUGUGAAAGCUCCUCCAGAAACAAGACUUGAAGUGCCUGACCCAGUGGAGCAGAGUGCAUUGAUACAUUUAUCUAGUACUCAAGGACCUAUUGAAGUUUAUCUGUGCCCAGAGGAAAACGAUGCCCUCAGUCCAAUGAAAACCUGUAGUCAAGACCACAAUGGAAAUAUUUCCAAAGCUAUUUCCAAAGAAGUGGCUUCUGCAAACUCAGGACAAGGUGACUGCUCAGUAAAUAUGGCAACAAUAUCUCCAUUGGCUUCUCCGGCCAACCUGCUACAGCAGACUGAGGACCAAAUUCCCUCAAACUUUGAAGGACCAUUUGUGAAUUUGCUGCCUCCUCUGCUUCAGGAAGAUUAUUUGCUCAGCCUUGGGGAUGAAGAAGGCAUCAGUGACCUCUUUGAUGCUUAUGAUUUAGAGAAGCUUCCUUCAUUGGUGGAUGAGUUUAUAUACAGCUGA
Indicator indicator is the source of this 1335-nucleotide messenger RNA. RefSeq names its product E2F transcription factor 3 (gene E2F3). Bases 1 to 1335 code for a protein of 444 amino acids. The record is from RefSeq and is a predicted model, not a curated record. Gene Ontology annotation, molecular function: RNA polymerase II cis-regulatory region sequence-specific DNA binding; protein dimerization activity; DNA-binding transcription factor activity, RNA polymerase II-specific. Gene Ontology annotation, biological process: regulation of transcription by RNA polymerase II. Gene Ontology annotation, cellular component: RNA polymerase II transcription regulator complex. Lineage: Eukaryota; Metazoa; Chordata; Aves; Piciformes; Indicatoridae. The transcript has 7 exons.